Molecule: messenger RNA, 1732 nt
Organism: Xenia sp. Carnegie-2017
Lineage: Eukaryota; Metazoa; Cnidaria; Anthozoa; Malacalcyonacea; Xeniidae
Exons: 9
Coding region: 251-1555 (434 amino acids)
Molecular function (GO): carbohydrate binding
Source: RefSeq, a predicted model, not a curated record
ACAAAAAAUUAUAGUAUAUAAAAAUCUAUAUAUAAAUACAUAAAAAUCUAAAAUCAAACUUUGAAACAAUAGUCAAUAUCAUGGGUGUUUAAUUGUACUGUACGAGUUUUUAUCCAAUACCGGAACAUCAACCUGGUUCGGUCAUGCAUAAAUUUUAUAAUUAAAUCUUCAAUAUCAUUAACGAGGCUUACAUAGUUUGAUUUUGGAAUAAAAUCCUAACUUUAAACGCCAUUCAAAAUAUCGAAAAGAAAUGCAAAGGCUUUCACUGUAUUGCUUCACCCUUGCAGUAAUCUUUAACAAUCAAGAAUUUCCAGUUUUUUGCGCAGGAUUGGCGGGUCCAAGUCAAAUUGAUUUGGAAUCAGAAAAAACAUUGACAAUAUGCACAUCUCAAAAACGAUCUCUAACUUGCGGAUCACCGGGAUCAACUAUCGCCAUAACAGAUGUAUUCUGGGGAAGGCAAUCACGUGAUGUUUGUCCCUCGGAUGACGGUGAUGAGCACGUGGACUGUGGAGCGGCUAAGGAGACACCAGGGAUAGUUAGGAAUAUUUGUGAAAGCAAAGCCGCAUGUCAAUUGGAGGCAAAACACAAAGUACUACAAAAUCCUGAAACACGACAUUGUCCAGGUGUAAACAAAUACCUGCAAGUAAGUUACACCUGCGUUCCUGAUGCCAAAGAAGUAACGGUUUGUGAUGGUGAGCAAACAACGUUGAAAUGCCCAGCAUCUUUCAAAACCUUUAUUAACUCGGUGUUUUGGGGUCGGCAGUCAGUUAAUGUAUGUCCAGCCGAUAACGGUUUAUCUAUGUGCACUGGGGCAAGUGAAAGUCUGGACAUGUUGAAAAAGAAAUGUGAUGGAGGGGAUAAAUGUGACAUAACAGCAUCGUAUAAUGAGGUGCAAAAUGGAGGCGAAAAUUGUCCAGGAAUUCAAAAAUAUCUGAUCAUAAACUACAGCUGUAAGCCUGCCGGAGCUAAAGCAGACGAGGAUUCAGAACAAGAUGAUGGAGAUAAUGAUAGCGACGAUGUGAUGUCAAAGUCUCUUCCUUCAGGAAAUAACGUUCACCUCACAACUACAGAAAACAACCGUUUGGGAACAGGAGGUUUAAAAGCUUUAGAAAAAGUUAACACUUUGAUUAAGAAGUCAGAUGGUGAAAUAACUGACGAUCAAGAAAAGGCGAUCGAGAGAAUGAUAAUCGGAGGAUUAGAGGAUACACAAAAGCAAAAAACAGUAGACGUAAUGGGAACACCAAAAACAUCUAUUCCUAAAUUACACUCUAAAUCUGGUUCGGAUAUGAACAAACAGAUAAUGGAAUUAGCGAAACUUGUCGAUGAAGCAACAUCAAAAAUAAAUUAUAAGAAAGCGACAGUGGCAAAACCACAAACAAUCAACGGAAAUGUCAAAAAAGCAGUUAAAAGAUUGAAUGUUCCACAUCCUAUGGGAUUCACACAGCAUUCAACAACUUUAAACAAAGUGAAUACUACAUCUACAGUGCGGAGAAAUUGGUUGAAGAAAACAAACAAACGAAAUUCUAUUUAUGGAAAGAUAACGCCACAUUUGUGAUGUUGAAAAAAGUUUUUGAACAGAACUCAACGUUUCAAAUCUUCAAAAUUUAUACAAGUUUUCAAGACAAAAUGGCAAAUGAACUAUUUCGCAAAUAAGAACACUUUAAAUUGUAACAUAGCUGAAGAGUACUUUGUGAAGUAUUUAGAGAAGCAAAUAAAUUUUUAGUCAAAUAAA